Molecule: messenger RNA, 1551 nt
Organism: Polychytrium aggregatum
Lineage: Eukaryota; Fungi; Chytridiomycota; Chytridiomycetes; Polychytriales
Exons: 9
Coding region: 91-1278 (395 amino acids)
Cellular component (GO): cytoplasm; nucleoplasm
Molecular function (GO): ubiquitin protein ligase activity
Source: RefSeq, a predicted model, not a curated record
CCCCAAUGUCCCAGAGUUUGCCUUGGCCCUCCACGUCCACCUUCUUCGCCUCGGUUCCAUCUUUCGACACACCCGGCCAUCCUGCCGAUCAUGGCCGACCGUCUCCCGGGCAACUUUCCCGACCAGCCUUCUGGCGCCGACAACAGCGAAUCUCACCCAGCCGCCCACGACCAGGAUCAUCUGGCCGACGGUGAUCGGCGUCCACAGGCAGCUCCCCAUAUCCCAAACGACAACGACUGGGUCACCGACGACGAAAUCGAUGACCAGCUCCACAGCGACCGGCUAACCCACUGGUGCCAUCAGUGCCAGGCGGGGAUCAGCCCCAUAAUGGACUCUGGAACACCCACCUGUCCGGCCUGCGGCUCCGAGUUUGUUGAGGAGGUCGAAAUCAACUCGGACCUCAACGCAUUCUAUGACCCCAUGGAUGAUGCAGACGAAGGCGAUCUUGCAGCAAACGUCGGCACCCUCCAGAACCUGCUGCAGCAUCUCCUUGGUCCCAACGCAAUCGUCAAUGUCGAUGCCCCGCUCGCACCUAUCGACUUUGAUCGCCUGAACCGCAACUUUGAGGACCACCAUGCCCAACCGGCUGGUGGGAUUGUCAUGGGCAACCCAAUUGUUCUUGGGUUCCCUGGUGCCGGCGGCACCGCGACGACAACCAGCAUUGUCUCCGAUGGCACCCGGACAGUUCGGACGACCCGGACUGUCGCUGCGGAUGGCAGCGCCGUUACCGAGCAGCUUGAAGAGAUUGUCCCAGAGGAUGAUCCGGACCACCACCAGCGAGUCCGCCUCAAUUUCAACAUGCAUGCCGGCCAAGUCAACCCCGAAAUGGAGCACAUCAUGGCCACCAUCCAGGCGCUCUUUGGUCCCGGCAUCGAAGAUAAUCCGCUCAUGCGCGUGUUCAACAUGGUCGGCGACCCUCGAGACUAUGUCUUUGGACAGAAUGGCCUGGACGAUAUCAUCACCCAGCUGAUGGAGCAGACAGCAACCCGAAACGCGCCGCCUCCCGCCUCCGCCGAUGACAUUAGUCAUCUCAAGAAAUUUCCCGUUCAUCGAGACAGUCUCGGCGAGCAAACCGAGUGCAGUAUAUGUCAAGAAGAGCUCGAGGAGAACAUCGAGGCCGUCGAGCUGCCUUGCAAACACCACUACCACCCCUACUGCAUCGAAGCGUGGCUGAAAGUGAACGGCACAUGUCCGGUGUGUCGGCAGCCGAUUACCAACGCAGCCGAGGUCACUCCGACUGGCCAGGAGGACGCUGAGCCGUCGGCGUCGUCGUCAUAAUGCUAGCGGCAGACUGAGGGAACCUGAGAGGAAGCGGAGAAGAGAAAUGAGUUUCCGCAUGCUCCAAGCCCGACAGCGGAGACACAGUCGAGUCGGAUCGUUCAGCGCCGUCGCCCAUACCACAACCAACAAUUCACCCAAGCCUGCCUUCGGUCUCCACUGUUGCGUCGGCCAUUCCUGGGAGCUUGGCGCACCGCGAUAAGCACACAAACACAUGUCAAUACAUGUGCCAAAUAUGUACCGCGGGCGCUCAGGGCGAGGGGCAUCGCUGCA